AUGUCAAGGAAUGAGGACAUCCACACCGACCUCCCAAUCCAGCGAGACAAGGAAGACAUGGAAGGAGAGAUUCGGGUUGGCAGAGUUGAAGAGCAAGACGACGCCGACAGAAGGGAGCAGCAGGUCCUCGCAGACAGGAUUCUUCGGGCAUCUGCGGACCCCUCGGACGAAGAAUCAGGGGCAACUGAAACCAGGGUCAACCCCACCACAGGAGGAGUCAUCGUCGGUCCAGAAACUCGUCCCCGCUCCACCCGCCUCUACCUCACAACUGCCCACGGGGAAGAAGUUGUUAUAGCCUACCACGGAUUCUCCCCUCGCGCCCCCGAUCCAGACGAGAUCCCCGAGCCAGAAGAGUUCCACUCCCAGCAGCAGCACGACUGGGCGAUCAUGGACGCAUGGCACCAAGCAAACCGGUGA
Messenger RNA from Desarmillaria tabescens, 417 nucleotides. RefSeq lists its product as uncharacterized. Bases 1 to 417 code for a protein of 138 amino acids. The transcript has a single exon. The record is from RefSeq and is a predicted model, not a curated record. NCBI's taxonomy places the organism in Eukaryota, Fungi, Basidiomycota, Agaricomycetes, Agaricales, Physalacriaceae.